GUCUACACGUCCGGCACCACCGGCAGCCCCAAGGGCGUGAUGCUGAGUCAGGACAACAUCACCUGGACGGCUCGGUACGGCAGCCAGGCCGGCGGCAUCCAGCCCGCCGAGGUCCAGCAGGAGGUGGUGGUCAGCUACCUGCCCCUCAGCCACAUCGCCGCCCAGAUCUACGACCUGUGGACGGGCAUCCAGUGGGGGGCCCAGGUCUGCUUUGCCCAGCCCGACGCCCUGAAGGGGAGCCUGGUGGACACGCUGCGGGAGGUGGAGCCCACGUCGCACAUGGGGGUGCCCCGGUGUGGGGAGAAGAUCAUGGGAACGCAUCCAGGAGUGGCGGCUCAGUCUCGGCUUCGUCUCGGCGCAAGAUGCUGCUGUGGGACCAUGGCGGUGAUGCUGGAGCACAACCUCACCUGCCCCAGCAGCGACCUGAAGCCCUUCGCAGCCAGGCUGGCGGAUUACCUGGUGCUGGCCAAGGUCCGCCAGGCGCUGGGCUUCGCCAAGUGUCGGAAGAGCUUCUACGGCGCGGCCCCCAUGACCGCGGAGACACAGCGCUUCUUCCUGGGCCUCAACAUCCGCCUGUACUCGGGCUACGGCCUCAGCGAGACCUCGGGCCCCCACUUCAUGUCCAGCCCCUGCAACUUCCGGCUGUACAGCUCCGGCAAGGUGGUGCCCGGCUGCCGGGCGAAGCUGGUGAACCAGGAUGCGGAGGGCAUCGGCGAGAUCUGCAUGUGGGGCCGCACCGUCUUCAUGGGCUACCUGAACAUGGAGGACAAGACGCGCGAGGCCAUCGACGCCGACGGCUGGCUGCACAGCGGCGACCUGGGGCGCCUGGACGGCGACGGCUUCCUCUACAUCACGGGGCGUCUGAAAGAGCUGAUCGUCACGGCGGGCGGGGAGAACGUGCCCCCGCUGCCCAUCGAGGAGGCGGUGAAGACGGAGCUGCCGCUCGUGAGCAGCGCCGUGCUCAUCGGCGACCAGAGGAAGUUCCUGUCCAUGCUGCUCACCCUGAAGUGCACGCUGGACCCGGACACGUGCGAGCCGACCGACACGCUGACGGAGCAGGCGGUGGAGUUCUGCCAGCGGGUGGGCAGCAGGGCCACCCGGGUGUCCGACAUCGUGGGCCGCAGGGACGAGGCCGUGUACCGGGCCAUCGAGGAGGGCAUCCGGCGGGUGAACGGGAACGCGGCCGCCCGGCCCUACCACAUCCAGAAGUGGGCCAUUCUCGAGAGGGACUUCUCCAUCUCGGGCGGAGAGCUGGGCCCCACGAUGAAGCUGAAGCGGCUGGCCGUCCUGGAGAAGUACAGAGACGUCAUCGACUCCUUCUACCUGGAGUGAGGGCGCCCAGGCCCCCAGCCCCCCUGCUCUGCGGCCGGGCGGGGCUGCUGGCCGCUGUGAGGCCCGGGGGCCCGGCAUCCCCUUCGCGGGCCUCGGGCCAAGUAGCCGGCCGUUCCGAGAAGCUUCCGUGUCCGUAGUUCUAG
Molecule: messenger RNA, 1475 nt
Organism: Myotis lucifugus (little brown bat)
Lineage: Eukaryota; Metazoa; Chordata; Mammalia; Chiroptera; Vespertilionidae
Gene: ACSBG1
Product: acyl-CoA synthetase bubblegum family member 1
Cellular component (GO): membrane; endoplasmic reticulum
Molecular function (GO): long-chain fatty acid-CoA ligase activity
Source: RefSeq, a predicted model, not a curated record